AAGAACUUGAAGAAAGUGGCAAAAAUUUAAAAGAACCUGAAGAAAGUAGUAGAACUUUUGAAAGAAAUCAAGAUGUCCCAGAAGUAACUAAGAUAAGUUUUAAUGAGCAAGAACUAGAAGAUAAUGAAAAGACUUCCAAUGAAAAUCAAGAUGAUUCAGAAAAAGAAAAAUAUACCUCUGAAGAAGAUAUCUUUGAAGAAGAUACUUCCAAAGAAGAUCAGAAAUAA
Messenger RNA from Dentiscutata heterogama, 227 nucleotides. The record is from the annotation of a GenBank genome assembly. Lineage: Eukaryota; Fungi; Glomeromycota; Glomeromycetes; Diversisporales; Gigasporaceae.